UAUAUACCGUCCAUAACUUAAGACAUAUAUCAAGAAAACAAACAUAAAUUAGAAACAUAUUAAACAAAAAUAUCUUUCCACCUGAAACAACAUAAUAAUGGAACCUUCAAAACAAGAAGUUCCAAAGCUUAUGGAGACGCCAAACAUAACCAAUGAUUCAUCAGCAUCCGAGAAAGGAGAAGUAACAAAUCAACCAAACAAUAGGUACGCGCUCACAGUUGACGAGGUGAUCGAGCAACACAUAGGAGCGCUUGGGUUUGCUCAGAUCUUGCAUGCUCUCUUGGUCUCUAUCGCUUGGGUCUUCGAUGCUCAGACAACUCUCAUAUCCAUUUUCUCCGACGCUCAACCCGCUGCGAGGCUUCUUGCAACCGGCGCCAUCGUGGAGGGCGCGGCCUUGUGUGGAUUGUCCAGUGGAGAAUGGGAAUGGAUCGGACCAAAGAGUUACACUGUUGUUUCUGAGUGGAAUCUCAUUUGUCAACAUAAAUUCCUUGUGGCUGUCCCGUCCACACUAUUCUUCAUCGGAUCUCUUUUUGGUUCUGGUGUUUACGGAUAUCUUGCUGAUUCAUGGUUUGGUCGGAAAAAGACUCUGUUACUCUCUUGUGUAUUAACGUUUGUAACGGCAUUUGCCAUCUCCUUUUCACCAAACGUUUGGGUUUAUGCGUUCUUGCGUUUCGCCAACGGGUUUUUCAGAUCAGGAAUCGGGUCUUGUUGUAUUGUACUCGCGACCGAGAUCGUUGGUAAAAAAUGGCGAGGUCAAGUAGGGCAAUACGGCUUCUUCUUCUUCACGUUAGGUUUUCUAUCUCUGCCACUCAUGGCUUAUUUGGAGAGAAAGUCAUGGAGGAAUCUUUACAGAAUCAUAUCCUUUCUUCCUCUUGGAUAUGCGGUUUGUCUCUUGCCCUUUGCUUAUGAGUCUCCUCGAUGGCUUCUUGUCAAGGGACGUAACAAAGAAGCCAUGGUGGUCUUGAAGAAACUCGCCAGGCUUAACGGCAAACAACUCCCGGCGGAUCUCAGCCUAGUUGAUCCUAUUCCAGAGAGAGGUGAUCAAACGUCUUCAUCAGAGAAGUUUUGGAAAACGAAAUGGGCAGUGAAGAGAAUCAUAAUGGUUAUGAUGGCUGGAUUUGGCAGUGGUUUUGUUUACUACGGAAUUCAACUAAAUGCUGAGAAUCUCAAUUUCAAUCUUUAUUUAACUGUUGCUGUUAACGCUCUCAUGGAGUUUCCAGCGGUUUUCAUCGGAAGUUUCCUCCUAGGGGUCAUGAACCGCCGUCCUCUAUUCUCCAAUUCAUCAUACCUUGCUGGAGUUGCCUGCCUGCUCUGCGCCGUCCUCUCGAUCCACCGGGUGAUCCGUGCGAUGUCUGUUGCGAAAUGGUUACAGCUUGCAGUUGAGGCGGUUGGGUUCAUGGCAUCCUCCACGGCGUACGACGUCCUAUAUGUCUAUUGCGUCGAGCUGUUCCCGACAAACGUGAGGAACACUGCGGUAUCGCUUUUGCGUCAGGCAUUUAUGCUAGGAGCGUCUGCUGCACCACUGCUAGUUGCGUUGGGGAGGGAAAGCGCAAUGAUGUCAUUUAUCGUCUUUGGUGUUGCAUCUGUGUUGAGCGGUGUUGUGAGUCUCUGGCUAAGAGAAACCCGGAACGCUCCACUUUACGAAACACUAGCUCAGCAGGGGAAAGCAGAAGAGAUCGAAAACGAAACUGUCCUGAGUACUUGAUUACAUUGAGUAUUGACAGUGUGUUGUGUUUCUAUGGAAUGUUUACAUCCAAUAAUUGGGAAUAUGUAAAAUCUUUCAAAUUUCCAUUUAAAUGUACGAAGCUGUUGAUUGUUUCA
This is a messenger RNA of Capsella rubella, 1821 nucleotides long. RefSeq names its product organic cation/carnitine transporter 1. The coding region runs from base 98 to 1705 and encodes 535 amino acids. Gene Ontology annotation, biological process: transmembrane transport. The record is from RefSeq and is a predicted model, not a curated record. The transcript has 2 exons. Gene Ontology annotation, molecular function: transmembrane transporter activity. NCBI's taxonomy places the organism in Eukaryota, Viridiplantae, Streptophyta, Magnoliopsida, Brassicales, Brassicaceae. Gene Ontology annotation, cellular component: membrane.